Molecule: messenger RNA, 1563 nt
Organism: Vavraia culicis subsp. floridensis
Lineage: Eukaryota; Fungi; Microsporidia; Pleistophoridae
Product: tRNA-guanine transglycosylase, various specificities
Exons: 1
Coding region: 1-1563 (520 amino acids)
Cellular component (GO): cytosol
Molecular function (GO): tRNA-guanosine(34) queuine transglycosylase activity
Source: RefSeq, a predicted model, not a curated record
AUGCCGUUCAAAAUACUAAAAAGGUGCACAAAGACAAACGCUCGCACAUCAACACUCAUCCUCAAUCACCACAGCGCAUCUCUUCCCACCUUCAUGCCGGUCGCUACGCACGGCAUUCUGAAAGCAAAACAUGUGUACGAGGAUGAAAUAAUACUGGGCAAUACGUUUCAUCUGAGGAACUUGAACAGGGACUUGCACGAUUUUAUGGGGGUGAAAGGAGGGAUGCUCACUGAUAGUGGAGGGUUUCAGAUCAUAAGUUUGAGAAAUAGUGUGAAUGAGGAUGGUGUGGUUUUUUUGGAUUAUAGCUGUGAUGGCAGGAGGAUAAGUGAUGUUGAGAAUGAUGGAGGUGCUGAGAAUGAUGGAGGUGCUGAGAAUGAUGGAGGUGCUGGGAAUGAUAGAGGUGCUGAGAAUGAUAGAGGUGCUGGGAAUGAAGGAGGUGUUGAGAAUGAAGGAGGUGCUGGGAAUGAAGGAGGUGCUGAGAAUGAUGGAGGUGCUGAGAAAGCACAUCACAGCUGUGGUGGUAGUGCGGUGGAUAAUCUGCAGUACUGCAGGAACGUGUACUGCUUAAACACGAAGUGCACAGGCUGUACAUUCACGCUCACCCAAAAGACGGCAUACCUCAGCAGUGCACCCAACACAGCAUUGCAGAAACACUUCCUGCUUACGCCCGAGAAGAGCAUAGCAAUACAAAACGUGCUAAAUUCUGACAUUGCCAUGCAGCUGGAUGAUGUAAUACGACCAUGCUCACCCAAAAAUAGGCAUCUAACGGCCGUGAAGAGAAGUAUUAGGUGGCUGGACAGGUGCUUGGCGCACACGCAGAACAGCACACAACUGCUGUUCCCUAUCGUGCAGGGCGGUCUGUUCAACGAUCUGAGAAUGCUCAGUGUUGAUGAAAUCGUACGUAGAGGAGCGCAGGGCAUUGCUAUUGGCGGGUUGUGUGGCGGUGAGGAUAAAAAGAUGUUCUGUGACGUUGUGUUUAGCACGGUGAAUUACAUCAGGGAAAGGAUUGAAUGCCCUGUUUAUGUGAUGGGUGUUGGUUAUCCGGAGGAUAUCGUUGUUAGUGUUAUGUUGGGCAGUGACAUGUCGGAUUGUGUGUAUCCCACGCGUACUGCUCGGUUUGGCAGGAUGUUUACGGAUUAUGGAGAUAUUAACGUUAAUUCGUUCGUGGAUGAUGGUUUAAAACGUACAACGAGUGCUAACUCUUCGAAAGACCCUUCAAGUCAUACAAGAAAUGCUAAUCAUUCAAAGAACCCUUCCAAUCACACAAGAAAGCGUGCGUACACCGGUACGGUAAUUCGUAACGGCGCGGUUUACAACGGAUGCGAAUGCCAGACCUGCACACGCUUUUCCAUAAAUUAUCUAAAAAUGAUACGUAACACACCUAAUUUUUGCAUAUUAAUGACAGAGCACAAUCUGUUCUACCUAAGAGGACUGAUUAGUAGGAUGAAAAGAGGAAUUGAGAACGGUACGCUGGACGUAUUUAUAAAGGAAUGGAUGAUGAAAAGGUUUGGAGGGGAUGUGCCUGAUUGGGUUAAGCAUGCCUAUAAUUUGGUGAAUAUAUGA